UGCCUUGGUUGCACAGAGUGUCACGGGGUCUGUGGGGGGCUGUCUGGCUGCAGUGUGUGGAGCCUUAGCUGCCGGUCCUCCCAGGUUCCCGGGGCCAUUGUCCAUCCUGGGUCACAAUCCUCUCCGUUCUCUCUCCCCCUGACGUUUGGAUCUCAUGUCCCCCGUGGUCCGCGGGCUGCCGUGCUUGGCCUUCUGAUGUUCUGGAAAGCACAGCCGUGUGUGUAGGGGAGGGACAGAGACCUCCGGUAGCCUGUGUUCAGGGCCAAGACCACGUCUCAUCCCCCGGGGCCCGCCCCGUCACGUCCCACCAUGGCGGCCUUUCCUCUGCCCCGUGGAUGGGGACGUCGUGAACAGUGUCUUAACUCACGUGACAAAGCCGAGAAGUAAGGCAGUUGCUCUGAGGAAGAGGAACAAGUGGGAAAUCCGCAACGUGGAAAGUUUCCUUCAUGGCCUCUUCUGAGUACUCGGUGCCAGCUAGAUAUUUGAGUGCCUUUUCCGCUGCUUGUCAGGGAGCUCAGGAGGAAGCCGGCUGGCUGGCUGCUGUGGCCGGGGCCAUGACCCGGGGACACCGGGAAGGACCUGGGUCCCGAGGGCCCAGGAGGCCUCUAAAGGCGUUUCUGAUGACUCAGAGAGAGAUCCGCGCUAAUCCUGCACCUUUUAUGAACACCGACGAGUCCAGCCGUCCUCUGGGUGCUCGGACACGGGCGGAAGGAGACCCGGGACUGGAGAAACCACCUUCGCUGGUGUCGCUGGUGUCGUGGGACAAGAACAUUCUGGAAACAACUGGUCAAGCACCAUUAAGUGUGGUCAGCAGGAGAACAGGGGCUGCUUCGGAUCCGGGCAGUAGUGCCAACAGAAACAACCGGGAACCUUCCGUUACAAUCUCCAGCUCCUGGAGCAGCCGUGGCCCUCGCCCCUGUCGCCGACGGAUGUGUGUGGCUGGGAAAGUGAGCAGUGCCUUCUGUGGUCUUCCCCAGUGCACCCGCCCCGUGGUGGGCUCCUGCAGCGUGACGGUGGGGACCCCCUCCUGCACCAUGGGACGGCAGCGCUCUGCAGAGGACGUGGCCCCGGACCUGCUUCCAGGGACUGACGUCACGUCGGCCACUGUCGUGAUGGGGGCCCCGGUCGGGGCGCGUGUAUCCGCUCAAACCAGCGCCCCGAUUUCACAUUCUCCCACCUUGCCCAGAAGCUCCCUCGGCCACAAUGGCUCUGUGUCCUGGCCUCGUCCCAAGCAGCUCUGUCCCCUCGCUCAGUGUCUCCCUGGGGCCAUCUCCGUGCAAGGUCCUGCCGACGCAGUCGAUCCCGCCGUUCGUUGCUUCCCAGAAGCUGACACUCGGGCCCCUCCGAGUCUGGGGUUUCGGGUCCAGGUGGCUUCCGAAGCGAGUCUGUGUCUGCUCCUGGAUUUCGGGGACGGCUGUGGGGUUCAAGUGAGGAUCCGCGACGUGUCCGAGGGAACGGCGGUCACCGCCUUCCACCAGUUUGGGAAAGAAGGAGUCUAUACGCUCAAGGCAGUUAUUCACAGUGAGUUCCGUGGAACUGAAAAGGAGCUCGGCCCCUAUUAUGUGGACAUCGGCCCUGCGACCGUGUCCGUGUCCAUGAACUCCAGCAGCAUCCACAAGGACGGGCUUCUUGUCCUCACGGACUCCCACACAGAUCAGAAAGGCACUGUCGUCACACAUCGUUUUCCAACUGGGCCCUCGUGGAACGUAUCCUUCACUUCUAGGACACGAGCGGGCGGCGGCCGGGCGUGGAAACCCGUGACUGUUCGGUUCCAGAUGCAGCCCGUCUCUGUCUACACUAACGGAACCGUGUUUGCCACCGACACCGACAUCACCUUUCUGGCUGUGACCAAGGAGACGGUCCCCCUGGAGUUCCUGUGGUAUUUCGGAGAAGGCCCACCCGUGAGGACAACUUCCAGGAGCGUUAGGAAAAGACUCCGCAUCCCCCAGUGGUACAGCGUGACGGUGCAGGCUUCCAGCAGGCUGGGCAGGGUGGCCUCGGAGCCCCACCGCAUCAGGGCGCAGAGGAGAAUCAUCACCAAUCGGCUCGCGUCCCCGUCCUCGGCUCUGCUCAACACCAGCGUGACAUUUGAGUGCAGACUCAACUUCGGCAGCGACGUCGCUUUCCUGUGGGACUUUGGGGACGGCGCCGUGGGCCCGGGGGGCAGCUCUGCCAGCCACAGCUACAGCAGGCAUUCUGGAGAUCCACGCACAGCUAGGCCUGCCUGGGGAGGUGGACGUGCCCACGGGAAGCCUCGUUCAAGGGAAGGGGAGUUUACCGUCCAGGUCCUCGCCUUCAACGAUGUCAGCACCGCCUCCCUGAGAAAGCAACUUUUCGUCGUGCGUGAGCCCUGCCAGCCGCCCCCGGUGAAGAACAUGGGGCUGGGGAAGGUGCAGGUAUGGAGAUCUCAGCCCGUGAACCUGGGUGUGACAUUCGAGUCUGCAAUCCUCUGUGACAUCUCCCAAGGCCUCUCCUACACCUGGACCUUCUGGAACUCCGAGGGGGCACGGGUGCCCCUGCCCCCUGCUAUCAGCACUCACAGGCAGACCCUCACCAUCCCCGGCUACUUCCUGCAGCCCGGGAACUACACUGCACUUGCCAAGGUUCAGGUGGAAGGCAGCGUCGUGCACAGCAGCUACCGUGUGGGGGUGGAGGUGCGGGCCCGGGCCCCCGUGAGCGUCAUCUCCGAAGGCACGCACCUGUUCAUCUCCAGAGCCCCCUCGUUCAUCAUCGUCCUCAGGGGAUCCCAGUCUUAUGACCCAGACAGUCCUGGGGCCGUUCUCAGGUAUCACUGGAAGUGCACCGCAGCCAGCGCCCCUGGGCACCCCUGCUUCUCCGCCUCCUCUCCACACAGCCUGGACGCCGGGGCUCCCACCCUUUCCUUUCCUGCGGACUCUCUGAGCGACACCUAUGACCAGUUUCUCGUGACACUGACGGUGUCCAGCAGCGGCCGGAACUCUUCAGAGGCACAGGUGUUCCUGUCCCCUCGCCCCAACUCGGCACUCAGAUUCGUCCACAUCUCCUGGGUCAACUUUAGAGACAUCUUUGUUAACUGGAACGAGGAACUUUGUCUUCAGGCUGAGUGCGAAGUCUGUGGCCAAGUGUCUGGGCUGUCCUACUCCUGGGACCUCUUCCUGGUCAACGCAACAGAAGGGACUAGUGUGGAAGUUCCCUUUUGUAGGACGGUGGGGCUGCUGGGCUCUGCCGGGCUGGGGGCCGUUUCCAGGCCACCAGAGUCCAGUCCACCGUCCACGGAGCCGAGCUGGCCGGAGUGCCACACAACGGGAGCGCCGUUCUCACAGGAGCCGCCACAGACCCGGGGCCAGCCCGGCCUUUCAGCCGCGGGGAAACCCUCCUCAGGGCCCACGGUCAGCCGACACUGGGUUCCCGCCACGGGUGACGCUGCGGCCCCGGGAGUGACUUCCCAGGACCAGGGCUCUCCAGGACCCAGCUCCCCUGGAGGAAGUUCGCCCUCCCAGGGACUGUCCCCUUCCCCCUCUGAUUUUGAAGUCUAUUACGGCAAUAUCCAAGAAGCAGAGCUGUCCAGAGGGAGACAGCCCGCUGACUGGCCCAAUCCCAGCCUCCCAGGAUCAGAUCCGAGUUCCAGUGCCGACAGGGCCCGUGGUGACGGGGACAACCUGCUGGGCCCCUUGCCUCCCACAGCUGCUGCUGGGCCCCCUCUCAUGGUUGACUGGCCCAAGUCCCCGGUGGGCCGCACACUCUUCCACAGCUACACCGCCUCCGGUAUCACGGGACAGACUGUGACAAUCAAGCCAUUCGCACUGAGCCCUGGGAAGACCUACGUCCUGCAAGCCUCUGUGGCCUCCAAGCAUGGCUUCCUGGGGCGAGCUCAGCUUUACGUGACGCUCAGGCCAGCUCCGUGGGCCGUGACCUGUCAAGUGCAGCCACAUCGUGGCCUUGAGGCACACACCGUCUUCAGCAUCUUCUGCAUGUCAGGGAGACCGGACUUCCAUUACAAAUUCAGUUACCGGAUAGGAAACGGGUCCAGACACACUUUGUACCGCGGGACAGACACCCAGUACUACUUUGCACUGCCCGCGGGUGAGCCCUUGGAUGACUAUAAAGUCAUGCUGUCCACCGAGAUCACAGAUGGCUCGGGCUCUCGGGCACAGCCGUGUGCCGUGGCGGUGACUGUGCUGCCCCGUCUCCACGGGGGUCUCUGCCUGGACGAGGACAUAUAUAAUUCCAGCCUGAAGCACCUGUCCACCCUCCAGCUGAUGGGCAGUUACGCAGAAAUCAGGAACUACAUCACCAUGAUCGCCAGGAUCCUGAGUCGCUGGGCUGCGGAGGACAGAAGUCCCCCGUGCGGCCAGUGGUCACGAAUACAGGAUGCGCUGAUUUCUUCCGCAUGCAGACUGCCUUCCGCAGAUCAGGAGGAAAUGCUUGAUUCUGUUCUCCUGUUCAGGGACCUCCUGCGCUUCCCUCACAAGGUAAGCUUUACGAGUGCAGCUCUCGUCCUGAAGUCCACCCAGGCGCUCCUGGCUCAGAGCCUGCUCUCGGGGAGGCCCGCGGUGGCCGAGGGCACGAUGCUGGAGCUCAUACUGCUGGUGUCUGCCAUCUGGGAAGUGUCCGACCAGGAGACCCCGAGGAACGUGGGCUUCCUCCAAGAAGAGGGCAUUAAGGUCAUCUCGGCCCUCUUGUUGGACGGUCUCUCUGCAGCCAAGGAGCAUCAGCUCUGCAUCAGCGCUGGGCAGAUGGAGUUCUGCACCCUUCUUCAUCACGACCGUCAGGGCACCAUGCAGAGCCUGGGCCCCGUGCGCGUGCAUUUACCCGGCGGCCUGGCCGGACAGAGGCCUGCGGCGGCGGGGAUGCAAAGCCCAUGUUACAUUAGCCAGCUCAUGCUCUUCAAGAAGAACCCAUAUCCGGGGCGACGAGCUCCCGGUCAGAUUGGCCCGCUUGUCGCCCUGUCCCUGUUCACCUGCUCUGGCAGAAGGCCCAUCAGCAGGCAGCGGCUGAGGGAGCCUGUGGUCGUGGAGUUCGGGGAGGAAGACGGCCUGGGUGAGAGGAGAAACAGGAUGACCUUUGCGUUGCUUCGGGAGGCAGUGAAUUUUCAUCGGUUCACCGGGCGUUCCGAAAGCCCCCAGGAGUCUCUGCAGAUAAGGAUAGAAUUCUCUAGGCCCGUUUCAAGAGCGUUCCCGGUCAUGGUGCUGGUAAGGUUCUCUGAGAAACCUACUCCUUCCGAUUUUCUCGUGAAAAAGGUCUACGUCUGGGAUGAGCCGAUGGUACACGUGUAUGUCCCUGCUGCUUCUCUGAGAGACACAAGCUUGGGAUACUUAUCCUUACUGGAUGCUGACUAUGACAGAAUGCCUCGGAACAAGUAUUUCGCCAAGGCCGUCAACUACACUGUGCGUUUCCAGUGGCUCCGAUGCGUCUUCUGGGAAACGAGGGAAUGGAGGUCUGCAAACUCCUCUCCGCAGCCAGGAGCUUCUCCAGGGAAAGUGAGCUGCAGCUACGAUCGCCUCGCACCGGUCUCUGUCGCAAGAAGAAACCUGAGCGCCAGCUUUUCAGUGGAGGGUGUUUCCAAGCUUCAGAGACACCCGGGAAACCUGCUUCCCAGUAUUUUGAUUGCGGUUUCUGUGGUUCUCUAUGCACUUUUGGUUACCAACACCAGGCGUGUGGAUCGUCACGAGAGAGAGAAGGCGGGGUACAUUUCCCUGCAAGAAGACACUCCAGCCGACCACCAGCUGUACGCGGUUGUUGUAGACACAGGCUUCCGGGCUCCAGCCCACUGUAGCGCCAAGGUUUACAUUGUUUUGUGUGGAGAAAAUGGAGUUUCAGAACCCAGAGAACUCUACUGUUCAGAGAAGCCCCUGUUUGAAAGGAACUCCAGACAUACCUUUGUCCUGAGCACCCCGGCUCUGCUGGGCCCGCUCCGCAGGAUCCGCCUCUGGCACGACAGCCGCGGGCCCUGCCCCGCCUGGUACGUGAGCCACCUCAUGGUGCAGGAGCUGGGCACCGGGCCCGCGCAGCACUGGCUCUUCCCCGCUGAGUGCUGGCUGGCGGCGGGCCGGGGGGACGGCCACGUGCAGCGGGAGCUGGGCUGCCUUCGCCGGGGACCCGGCUUCUGGAAGCUCUUGUAUUCGAAGUUCACGGAGUAUCUGGAAGACUUCCACGUCUGGACCUCCGUGUACAGCCGGCCCUCGCCCAGCGGCUUCCUGCGCACCCCGCGCCUCACUGUCGCCUUCACCUUGCUGUGCGCGUACGCGUGUCUCGCUGCCCUGGUCACCGCCUCGAGGCAAGAGCGGCUCCUGUGGGCUCUGGGCGCCCCCGACACGGCCGCUGGGUCCUUCCAGACGGGUCUCCUGUGCACCCUGCUGGCGUCUCCCGCGGCUCAGCUCUUGUCACUGCUCUUGAGGCUCAGCCAGGAGCCCAGUGGGCCACGCCGAGUGAAGCCCCGCCUGCCCCCGAGGAGGGCGCCCAUGGGGGCAGCACAGGGCCCUAACUCCCAUGGCAGGACACCAGAGGCUCGGAAGAUACACAAGCGUAACACUCUCCCUGGGCGCGCCGGGGCCCGCAGAAGGGCGGCAGGCGGUGACGAUGCAGGUGGUCCGACCCCGGAGCUGGAGGCCUGCGGAGCUGACCCCCGCCAGCGGACCGAGGGGGAGGAGGGGGCACAAGUCCCCACCAGUGGGUCUGGACGACUUGCUGUGCUCCAGUGGCCGAGGGCACCACCGCCUUGGUCAGGCUUCGCAGCGUGGGCCACUUGCUGGAUGGUGUCUGUGGCCUGUGGCUUGGGGACGGCAUUUCUGGGGUACAGGUUUAACCCGACACAAUGCGCACAGUGGCUGCACCUGCUGACCCUGUCCGUGCUGUGCUGUGUUUUUGUCACCCAGCCACUUCUGGUCGGCCUCGUGGCCUUGGGCUUUGCCUGGAGAAAGAGAGACGACCCACAUUUCUUCACCGAGUCUCUGCGCGAGGCCACCAAGGACCUGGGCUCUGAGCUGGAAGGACGUGUAAGGUCCCCCAUGGCCCACCGUGCAAGCCAGAUGGAGGAGAUGGUGGCUGCCCGACAGCGAGCACGCCGCCUGCGCUGGGCACGUCCACCGUCUGCGGCCCAGCUCAGCGUCACCAGGGAGAGGAUGAGGAGAGAGACCCGGACGCGGGUGGCCCUGAGAGACGUUUGUAUGCACACCCUCAUGCUGCUCCUGCAUUGGUUUGUACUGUGUGGGAAAGUCUCCCAGGAUGAAUAUUCCCUCCAUCAAGCUAUCCGGAAUGAGUUUACAAGGAAUGCCAGGAGCUCCUCCGGCGGCCUGACAAGUGUGGGGGCCUGGUGGGACUGGAGUCUGACCACGCUGCUGGAUGGCCUGCAUGGGCAAGGCGCCCACACAGCUGGCGUGCCACAUGCUCAGCCCGGAGCCCUUGGCGGGAAGUGCUACCUCAUGGGCGCUUUGGUCAUUAAACAGCUGAGAGCUUCCUCUGACAGCGAGUGCGAGCUUCCCAGCCCACCUUCAGUGCUUACUGAAGACUCUCCUCCUACACGUAGCCCCCAAGUGGGAGCCACCGACACCAGCUCUGUGACAGAUCCGGCCAUCCAGGGAGUGGCUGCAAGUGGCCCCGGGGACUACGGGGCGAGAGAGCACUGGGUGCUCAGCCUGGGCAGCACAAGGGCGGCGGCCCAUGCGGCCCUGAGCGGCCUCAGGGCCAGCAGGUGGAUAGACCGCAGCACCAGAGCCGUGUCCGUGCACUUCACUCUCUAUAACCCUCCGACCCGACUCUUGUCCAGCGUGUCCCUGCGCGCCGAACUGCUCCCUGCAGGGGGCCUGGCCCUCUCCCCGCUGGUGGAGUCGGUGGCCAUCUUCCACAGCAACUCGUCCCAGUGGUACCGCCUCACACUUCCUGAGCUGGUCUUCCUGGCGCUCAACCUGAUCGGCCUGUGUCUGCACCUCUCUGGCAUGGCUGAGACGGGCGUCCGCAGCUACUGGCACAGCCCGGGGCUCUGGCUGGAGCUCACCGUGGUUGGAGCCGGCCUCGCCUACCACGCAGCCUCCAGCCACCUGGUAACUCUCACCGGGGAGGUGGCCGACCACUUCCAAAAGGGACUUUUCCACGAGUUUCUAGACCUCAGUCUUGUGACUUCAUGGAAUCAGAGGGUGUCGUGGCUGCAGGGGACCCUGUCCUUCGUCCUGACGCUGAAGUGCAUCUGCCUCGUUGGUGUCCAGACACCAGUGGCGUCCUGCUCCUUCCUGACACGCCGCUCUUUUGCUGGCGUCUUCGCGGCAGGGCUGGCGGGCGUCCUGAUGCUAGCAGCCCACUCCCACCUGAGCACAGCACCGCCUGGCACCUUCACGGACGUCUCCCGAGGCCUGCUGUUCCGUUUUCCAGGAAGACGCCAAAGAGACACAUUCCCCGGUCUUUCCAAGUCGGACCCGCGGGCCCCGGCUUGGUGCUGCGGGGCUUUCUUUAUAGUAACAAGCACCGUGUGGUUGGGAACGCUGAGAGGUUCCCUCAUGACUCUUGUUCGAAAAAGAAAAUCUUUCCAAAGCAAAUCCCUUGUGAGUCUAGAAGACGUGACUGCGUGCGUGUGGGGACAGUGCCUGGCCUUGCUGGGACUGGAGCGGCCACAGGGGGAAGAGGCUGAGACGGUCGAAAGUCAGCAUUACUACCUGGAUGAAGUCUCAGAUCUGCUAGAGGAACUUCUGUUGAAGAUUAAUGGCUUGUCUGACAGCCUGCGACUUCCUCGUCCAGAGCAGCAAUCCUGUGAUGAGACAGAGGCCAGGGCAGAAGGUGGUCCCUUGGGGAGCAUUUCUGCCUAACAAGCCACUGGGCCACCAGGCACGGAGGAGUGAAGGCGGCCGUGGCUGUGCUGAGGCGCUACAGACACCAUCUCGCCAAGCCACGCGACUACGUCUGUCGCAGACGCCCUGCUUUUCCGCGGGAGAAAAGGCAAGGCUCUCAAGUCCUCCAUUCGUCAUACGUUUUAAGGCUCUAUUCCGUGCCGUGCUCUGUUCCGUCUGUGAACAAAACCAACAAAAAUGCCUGCCCUUGGGGUGCUCACCUUGCAGUAGGUGAGGCGUGCAAUAAACAAGAUAUACUACAUCCAUCAAUGGGUAGUAAAAAAUGUUAUGAAGAAAAAUCAAGUAAGGGAUAGGAAGGG
This is a messenger RNA of Felis catus (domestic cat), 9115 nucleotides long. RefSeq names its product polycystin 1 like 1, transient receptor potential channel interacting (gene PKD1L1). The record is from RefSeq and is a predicted model, not a curated record. The transcript is spliced from 57 exons. NCBI's taxonomy places the organism in Eukaryota, Metazoa, Chordata, Mammalia, Carnivora, Felidae. Gene Ontology annotation, biological process: detection of mechanical stimulus. Bases 447 to 8774 code for a protein of 2775 amino acids. Gene Ontology annotation, molecular function: protein binding; calcium channel activity. Gene Ontology annotation, cellular component: membrane.